This is a messenger RNA of Phytophthora infestans T30-4, 6807 nucleotides long. RefSeq lists its product as uncharacterized. The record is from RefSeq and is a predicted model, not a curated record. The transcript is spliced from 7 exons. Gene Ontology annotation, cellular component: ubiquitin ligase complex; cytoplasm. NCBI's taxonomy places the organism in Eukaryota, Oomycota, Peronosporomycetes, Peronosporales, Peronosporaceae. Bases 1 to 6807 code for a protein of 2268 amino acids. Gene Ontology annotation, molecular function: ubiquitin protein ligase activity; zinc ion binding. Gene Ontology annotation, biological process: ubiquitin-dependent protein catabolic process via the N-end rule pathway; protein ubiquitination.
AUGGUAGCGAUCCGUGGCAAGAAGGCUAAGGCGACGGCCAAGCCCAAGACAGCCAAGGCUAAGGUGGCUGCCUCCAAGGAGGCCGGGGCCACGAACGUCAUGCGCCUUACACCUCAGCAGAAGCUUGCGCACCACCGUGAAGAAGAAUUUCUGGCACUCGUGCGCUUUGCCUUGCAGAGCAAUUUGGCUCGCGGCGUUACGGAGGCCUCGGGCCAAUCCAUGAACAGUAUCUGCAAUGCGCUGCUAACGGUGCUCUGUGCACACGGCAAGGAGAAAACGCUAGCGCCAACGCAGAUCCUGGCCAAGCUGCCGCGCACGGAACGAAAGCGCGUGUGUGGCGCCAUCUUCUCGGCGGACGAGAUCGCCUACAGCUGCCGCAACUGCCAACUUGAUACCACGUGCGUUAUGUGCAAGGAUUGCUUCACACACAGCGACCACGCUGGCCACGACGUGUACUUCCAGAGAACAACCGCAGGCAGCUCCUGUGAUUGCGGAGACGUCCAUGCUUGGAAACAGAGCGGAUUCUGUUCAAAACACAAAGGGGCGGAAACGGCCGAGACAGGAGCGAAAAAACACAAGUUGCCUAAGCAUAUUGGGCAAACGGCGCCUAUUGUAAUCGAUGCAGUAGUGGAGCACAUCUACCAGGUGUUGCUGGGAACGCACUAUGGAUUUGAGUUGGCUGAGGCUUUUGAGUUGUUUACAAGAGAUAUCCCGCCAAAAUUCCUGCCGAUUCAGAGUGAUACAGAUGUGGCGGAUGUUACUGAAAGCAGAGCAGGUCUUGGAACGAGUAGAGAUAGUUCUGCAGCGGAGUCGACUCGGUCUACAAGACUUUCGGCACAGUUCACAGCUGAUCCUGGAUCCAGAGCCAUCGGACCUGGCGGCAGGCUCGAGGCACAGACUAACGAAGCUGACCACAAGACUACAAGCUCUGAGGACGACUCAAAGGCUGGAGUGCUCUUUGGUAUUGGACUGCACAAUGACGACGUUCACUCAGUCAACGAAGUGGUCAAUCAUUUGUACGUGGAGUUAGGCAUGUCCAAGCCGCAAGCGCGCUCUGCAGUCAGCCAAGUAGAUGAUCUAGGCGAUGCGACUGUGGCAACAAAGUCGCUGCUGUUGUGUCCUGGCAUUGUCGGAAACCUGAUGCGUCGGUCUUUAAAUAUGUCUGUCUCUCCUAUGUGGUGGGAGAAACAAAUGGAGGGUGUCCCCGCUCUUCUGGAGUGGCUGCAGUCUGUGAGUACCACAUCGGAUGGACUCAGCGAGCUCGUGUCUGAAGCUCUUCAGAAACAGCGAUCAUCUGCUCUUAGAGGGUUUCUACCGGUAUCAGGCAGUUUACCCAAGGGCAAGACGAUUCAGCAAUUUGUGAAGGAACAUAACAUUCGACUGCACAAUCAUGCGUUGGAUGUGCUCGUUGCCUUGAUCUCCGGGGACAAGGACGUCUUCACGUGGGCACGAGACGAAGAAGCAGCUCAGCAGCAGCGAUUUGAUUUUCGUGUUGAAGGCAACACAACUGCAGUGGCGUCGACCGGGUUCCUCGCUGAAGGGAAUCACGUUAGUUGCAAGAACAUAUUUAUUGAGGAGUUUGUCAAAGCAGUGUCGCUGAGUUCCUCGUAUCGUCGUCACGAGAGUGUCCGGAAAAGUUUUGACGCUGUGGUCGCCAAGUAUUUCACGUCGGGGCAAACAACCAAUUCGGGCGCCUCGACUAACACGCUGUCAGCUCUGAUGCUUCUAAUGCGAUACGAUUGCACCCUACGGAAGACUGCAGUGGAGAAAUCGCACUCCUUUUUGCGCGAACACUUGGUAGAUAUCCAGUUUCGUGCUAGCAUGCUGGAGGCAUAUUUGCGAUCGUACUCCUCGAUGACGAGCAUGUUCCUUCGUGGAUUGGGCAAUUCCAGUGAUUCCAUUUUCGAUUUUGCCGUGCAGUUUUUAACUGUACCUCAUCUGGUGCAAAAGUACACGAAGAAGGAAACCUCUGCUCACCCUGAACGGCUAGAGUUGAUUCGGGAAUUGCUGUGUGCUCUUAACACAGUGUUCCAGUCUGCUGUCGAUGAAAAGGAUGGGAAACUCAACGCUGACCACCCUGCUUUGAGCAGCCAGAAGUACAAGCAUUGCGUGGAGAACAUGGAAUACGUUUUCAAUAUCGGCACGUUGUCCAACGAACUGGUGUGCAACGCGGACAAUAUGAAGAUUUGGCUGUCAUGUUUGGGUAUCCUGCAGGGCGGCGAUGCUCAAGUGCGACGAGGAAUUCAUCAAAAUCACGUGGAAUACGAAUCAGACAGCUGGUUGUCAAUGUUCAAUCUCGGCAUCCGUGUCCAUUCGGUAUUCGCGAUCUCCUGGAAUGGAUUUAGCCCGUCCCAGUUUGAAGCACCGGAAGGGAAAGUAGCGGAGAUAUUUGGCCCGAUUAUCGACGCCACUCUUUCAUCGUCAGCCCGACUCAAUGAAAGGGUGGCGAAAAAGACGCUGGUUCCAGUGGCAAAGCUUGCGUCUAUGGGAAAAAGAGGAGCUGGAGGUCGAGAAAAAAGCAUCAUGGCGUACGACUUCAAUGUAGCGUCUCAACCAACCUCUCUGCACAUCCCUCUGCACCGCUUCCUGACCGCGGCAGUGCGGCAUAUUUGCAUUAGCCAGGCAGGUUUAGGAAGCUCAAUUCCCUCGGACGGCCUUUUGAAGGUGUUUGGCUUUGACAAAUUGUCGGCUGACAAGAAAUGGGAACUUGUGGAAAUGCCCCUUCGCUGUUUAGUGAUGGCAUCCCAGAUCCACUCGAAUUUGUGGCGCAGAAACGGAGAUGAAAACAUGCUGGCGCAACUGUACAAUUACUCGGCGUUGCCGUACUGCAUUCACUACCGUGACGCUGACACGCUGAUGCUGCAGCUCGGUGUCCUCAUGACUGGUCCGGAUGCCCUUGUGGCUCGUAUGGUUGAUCGAUUCCAGUUGGGCAGCUAUUUCAUUCUACCCAAUGGGUCCAACAUGAAUGGCCCAGACGAUUUGGUGAAGGAGUUCGGGUAUGCAGAGCUAGAACAAGGAAUCGAUGAGCAACAACGUCUUCAAAUGCUGGAAGAAUUUCUGCGUCUCGUGAUUAUUCUUGGUACAAGUCUCCCAAGCGCUACUGGAUCGACCUACGACAAUGAAUUUCUGGCGGAAGAGAUGUUGCAGCAGUUAUGCUCAAAGUCACAGUGUUUUAGCAAGCUGUUUGACCUUGCUAUCCUGCCGUCAGGUCAAGACGACAUUCCAACUGCACGGCUACAAAGCGUUCUUGCAAAGGUGUCCAACUUUGUGCCACCGUCGGGACUGGAACCUGGCCGAUACGAAUUGAAGGAGGGUCUUCUGGAGAGCUACAACCCGUACUUCCUCCAUCUGAACCGCGAAGCACAUGAGCUAGCACGUGAUCGUUGGACGACCUAUCGCAAUGCAUAUCGUCAAAAGGCGAAGAAAGCAAGCCCAGAUGCGCCUCCGAAGGAACCGCUGAAGCCUGCGAAACCUCCCGUUGCCUUCCUUCGUCCAGCCCAAGCGAUUCUGACGUGUGAAAGUACUAUGGCGAUUGCGCAGGUUAUUCUGUGGAGGGUCAUUUCCUCAGCGCACACUGGAUCUGCACCCGCAAAAGGCUCGGAGAACAGCGUCUCUGAUGCUGUAAUCUCGACCUGUUUGCACUUGCUGGUGCAUGGUGCGCACACGGCGUCGCAGUCUUCAGACCGCCGUUUCUGGACGCGCUUAAGCAAACUGAGCGCUGCUACCUCCAAGUUGUCGGUGCUUCAUCUGUUGAGUCAAUUGCUCGAACAAGCAACCACGCUGCUCGAUAACGAACAAACUGGAACGGUCGAAUGGCUCAUUUGGAAGUUCAGUUCAGAGUCUCCUGCUUGCAGAAAAGUAUUCGAGCAAUUGUCAAAUGACGCCACGUCGAAGCAAAAGAAGAGCGAAUCAUCACCUGCGGCUACAAGUGGCUCGACACUGAGCGGUAAUUCUCCGCCCAUGACGUUGGAGCAACGCAAGAUGGAGGCUAGGAAGAGAGCGAUGGCUGCGAUGGCAAAACGUCAGGCUGCUUUCCAGGCGAUGAAAGUGGAGAACAAGCGGUGCUACAACUGCAUUCUCUGCCAUGACAGCUCGCAACAGGGUCAAAUGGGAAUGGCGGCCUACGUCCAUCAGUCUACUGUUCUAGCUCCAGGAUUCAGACCCGAGCCUAACGAAGCUCUCGGUCCAGAGGGGAAGAAGGUUCGUAGUCACGUGAAGAAGGUUAUCGAGAAGAUGGAAUUGUGUUCAGGUGGCAGCUCGACCUCGUCCGAUAUGCCAAACUCCCCGUCGCCUACUCUGCGUGCUUUCGCGACAUCGUUCCCGGAAUGGUACAUGGAUGGCUCACUGGAGGACCAACUUACUCGUAACAACACGGCACAGAAUAGUCCUCGUCCGUCUGCUGCUCGUCGCCCUCGCAAUGAUCGCAUUCGCUUUGGCAAUGGAAAUAUCCCGAUGCUUGAAGGCGAGCUAUUGCAGACAGAUGAAGAGCUAGAGGUUCUUGAAGGCGUUCUCGACCUUCGUGAAGAUCAGCAGCUCUUUCCGAUGGAUAUGCGUGGCGCUGUGAGCUUAGACUUGCGCGGUAAUCGAGUAGAGCCUCGUCGAUUGGGUGGGCGUGAAAUGGUUGGAGCCAGAGGUGGCAACAUGCGUGCUCAAGGCAGACCGAUGUAUGACAGCGAUGAUGAAGACUUUGAAGAUCGAUUCCAUUUAGAGCGUCUGCCGCCCGGGUUUGGUCGACCUCACGAGAGUGCCAAGCUCUAUCUCACUCCGUGUGGACUGCACGUUCGUACAUGCCAACAUGCCGUGCACGUCAACUGUCUAGAACGGUAUAUCACGUCACUGCAUAACAAGGCAAUGCGCGGUGAAGAGUUCGAUGGCGUUCAAGCUAUUGAUCCGGAUUCAGCGAUGACACAGUUCCUGUGUCCGCUGUGCAAAACGUUGAGCAAUUUCUUGAUCCCAACGUCUGAGCCACGGAUCUCGAUAGGGAAGGAAGACGAACGGGAGCAGAAGCGUCCUGCUGUGGCGCUGACAGGAGAUGAGGAAGAAAAAUCUCCUGUCUGGGACAAGAUCGUGGAAGACCAGUUGUCGAUGCCCGGCUGGUACCGCUCCGUACUGGGACGCGAUGGGGGAUUUGAAGACGAUGAGAACGACACAGAACAUGAUAUGUGGCGAGAUUACUUUGAGGAUACGUUAUGGGAGCCUCAUGGGAGUCUGGAAAAGGGCGCUCCUUUCUUGUGGGCUUCGUGCGCGUAUACUUUGGCGUCAUUUUUGACUGUUGCUGAAGAUGAACACCAGAGUAUCUCCAGCAGCAACGUACCGUUCGAUCCGCUAACAGACCAAUGCCCUCCGUCUCUUGAGAAGGAGCUAGAGUCGUUAACAUCUGUGACGAAGUUCUGUCGAUGGACAUGUUCACUCUUGGAGCACUGUGCCGAUGCCAAGGUGAUUUGGGAGGCUGCUAAACGCUGUUGCCCGAUCAAUACCGAGACCAAGCGUGAAUACCGCAAAUUCACAAAGGUGCUUGGCUCGAUCGAUGCUUGCCUUCGGGGUACCAUCUUAGGUCUGCUAGUAGCGGAUACAUUCACGGCUUUCGUGGUGGCCAGCGUGAUAGCAGAUGAACUUGAAACAAUUUGGCGGUUCAUGCCUGUGUUUACUGCUGCGGACUUAUUGCAGCGUCUGCAUGCUGAGUUUUUCGAGCCUACUAAGAUGGAGGGAACAUCGCUAUUUCAAGAUAAGUUCUCGCUUGUUGCUGCCAGUGAAAGCGGGGACUCCGGACAGCCAGCAGCAGUGGAGGGAAACGUCACGGCGUUAGAUCCACGCCGCACAAGAAGUGGCCGUGCCAUUAGCCCGAUAGAGCCAACUCGGUCGUCUAAUGCUAAUGGUUCUGCUCAGCAGCUGAUGGAAGUGAUGGAGGUAUCUGGCGAAGCGGAGUCUGACGCGUAUGCCGCGCUUCAGUUGUUGCAGCGAAUGGCGAAGGCGCACCCAACUGAGAAACUCAAGCCAUUCACAACAGUAGCAGAUGUUAAGGCACGCCUGCAACGUAUCCUACCGGCCAAUGCUUCGUUUGUUCGCCGUAUGAAGCUCUUCUGGCGCUGCCUGGUGGAUGGAGAAAGCAGUUUUUCAGCUACAAGCAGAACGAUGCAAAUCCCCACGUUAGUCGACAUAGCUCACUGUUCAGACGCGACGUUCGAUCAAAUCUGGCACUGGUGCAUGGAUCGCAUGCUCAGCAAGACCCACCUGGGCAGCUCAAAGGUUGGCGACAAGUGUGAACACACGGAAGGUUGCAGCGAGGCCUAUGUCGCCAGCAUGUUUAUCCUGCGCGAGGUUCCCACUCGUCCACGUCUGAUCGACUUGCCGGUUCAGUACGAUGAAUUGUACAGCGAGAUGGCAGGCCGCAAGUGCACGCGAUGUGAGAAGGCACCUUGCGACCCAGGUCUGUGUUUGAUUUGUGGUGAGUAUCUGUGCUGUGGAGACUCGUGCUGUACACGUGCGUUCAUGCCUCAUGGGCCACCAGUGGGAGAAUGCACUCGUCACGCCGCUGAGUGUGGAGGCGGUGUAGGCAUUGUUCUGUUGCUAGAACAGUGUCGUAUUGCGAUUGUUGGAGGCAGCAUGGCAGCGUACUUCCCCAGUCCGUACGUUGAUGCUCAUGGUGAAGAAGACAUUGGGCUUCAGCGUGGACGCCCGCUUCGAUUAGACAUGAGUCGCUACAGGUACCUGGAGUCGCUGUGGCUCAACCACCGUAUCUUCACCGAAGUAUCACGUCAACGCAAUCAGCGAGACCCACAGUAUACGAUCAACUUGUCGUAUCUGUAG